Sapajus apella (tufted capuchin) is the source of this 918-nucleotide messenger RNA. Its product is annotated as rho GTPase-activating protein 33-like. The record is from RefSeq and is a predicted model, not a curated record. Lineage: Eukaryota; Metazoa; Chordata; Mammalia; Primates; Cebidae. The transcript is spliced from 2 exons. The coding region runs from base 1 to 624 and encodes 207 amino acids.
AUGGUAGUGCUGCCGGAAGCCGGUCCGCAUUGUUGUACGCCCAGCUGGGCAACGUUUGCACUGCCAGACGCGGAGCAGUCGUGGCUAGCGAUUGUGGUCAUAAAGUCGAAUGGUUCCCGCUCAGCCCCCCAGCACACUGCCCGGCGCCCGACCCAGCCCGAGCCCCUGUACGUCAACCUAGCCCUAGGGCCCAGGGGUCCCUCACCUGCCUCUUCCUCCUCCUCUUCCCCUCCUCCUGCCCACCCCCGAAGCCGUUCAGAUCCCGGUCCCCCAGUUCCCCGCCUUCCCCAGAAACAACGGGCACCCUGGGGCUCCCGAACCCCUCACAGGGUGCCCAGUCCCUGGGGCCCCCCGAGCCUCUCCUGCUCUACAGGGCAGCCCCACCGGCCUACGGGACGGGGGGUGAGCUCCACCGAGGGUCCUUGUACAGAAAUGGAGGACAAAGAGGGGAGGGGGCUGGACCCCCACCCCCCUACCCCACUCCCAGCUGGUCCCUCCACUCUGAGGGCCAGACCCGAAGCUACUGCUGAGCGCCAGCUGGGAGGGGGCCGUCCUUGCUUCCCGUCAUCCUCACUGGAUCUUGGCCCCGACAAAUCCCUUGUUUUGUAUUUUCUUGAGCCCUGACCCCUACCCCAGGUUUCUAACUUUCUAACUUGUUUCUGAUGUGGGUUUCUAACCUGUAAUCCCAGCUUCCCUAUCCUGGGCUGAAGGGUCUGCCCAUCCCCCACCUCCCUCCAUCCUGGGGGUCCUCGCACAAAUCUGGGGAGGGGGCGCUAGGCUGACCCCAUCCUCCUCUCCCUCCAGGAGCCCCCAGCAUGUCCUAACCUGUGCAUGGGGGUGGAGGGACAGUUCCUGCCCUUCUCUCCCCACAUGCCCCACUAAACCAUCUGACAACAUUAAUGAAUAAAAAGGUGAAAA